AUGCCCAUGCGUUGGACUCCCGAAAACGACCAGCUUCUUCUUCUGAAGAUCCUGGAAACCCAUGAUUUAUCCGUCGAUACCAAGAAGGUCGCCGAAGCUUGGCCCGGUACAGACUCCAGCAGUCGACCCACCCCCCGAGCCAUCACUGAACGUCUGGUCAAGAUGCGCCAGAUGGUGAAGGCAGCCAACAACGGUGCGGAUGGUCACUUCAGUAUCGGAAAGGGACCCGGUGCCAACCCCAGCAGUGCAGCGGCGACUCCCCGUAAGAGAGGCAAGAAUGCGACGGCCGUUCCUAAGACCCCGACUUCUGGGAAGCGUAAGAAUGCCUUCAAGUCUAAUGACGUUUUUGGAGAUGAUAGGGAUGUGCAUGUUAAGGAGGAAGGCGAAGGGACUCCGCCAAAGGAGCCGCUCAGUCCUGCUUCUGCUGGUGUGAACCAGGGCUACGCUGGUGUCCCGCUCAAGACCGAGCCAGUGGAUGGUGAUGAUGUCUUUAUGGAUGAGGAGUCUCCUUCGAAGCGUGUCCGUAGGGCCAGUGUUCUUCCUCCUGGUAUGGUUAGUAGCUAUGGUGAGGAGGAGGAUAGCCAGAGUGAGUUGGAUAGUGAGAUUUCGGAGUAUUUCCCUGAAGAAUCGAAUAAGAUCAAGCACGGGAGUUGA
This is a messenger RNA of Aspergillus pseudotamarii, 654 nucleotides long. RefSeq lists its product as uncharacterized. Bases 1 to 654 code for a protein of 217 amino acids. The transcript has 4 exons. Lineage: Eukaryota; Fungi; Ascomycota; Eurotiomycetes; Eurotiales; Aspergillaceae. The record is from RefSeq and is a predicted model, not a curated record.